Messenger RNA from Strongylocentrotus purpuratus (purple sea urchin), 725 nucleotides. Its product is annotated as cAMP-responsive element-binding protein-like 2. The transcript is spliced from 3 exons. The record is from RefSeq and is a predicted model, not a curated record. Lineage: Eukaryota; Metazoa; Echinodermata; Echinoidea; Camarodonta; Strongylocentrotidae. Gene Ontology annotation, cellular component: nucleus. Gene Ontology annotation, molecular function: DNA-binding transcription factor activity. The coding region runs from base 149 to 622 and encodes 157 amino acids. Gene Ontology annotation, biological process: regulation of DNA-templated transcription.
GCUACAUGUUUCGUCUGUUGAACCACUCCAGCAGAGCAUAGAGAGUCAAUGCUAAUGCGUGUUUAACCACGGUCGACAUCUAGGUCUACCUCACUUUUUACAUAUAGAAGACAACUUAGACAUUUAGAAUAGUAUACAAUUAGAAAUCAUGACAAAACCAGACUUCGGUGAACCUGAUAACAUGGAAGAAAGUAAUGAUAUGGCAAGUUCGAAACCAGGAAGGAGUAGUAGCAGACUUAGGAGAGUGCAAUCCAGUGGGGGAAAGAGAGGAAGGAGGCCCUCUAGAGUUGAUCGUGAUGCCAAGUUAGAGAGGAGUAGACAAAGUGCCAGAGAAUGUCGUGCAAGGAAGAAGCAGAAGUACCAGUUGCUAGAAGAGACAGUUGCAGAGAAGGAGAAAAAGAUUGUAGUGCUUAGGGAAAAACUUGAAAAGUACAAGAACUUUUGUCAGCUGAUGGACAAUGGAGAGAUUCCAGUAGAUAUUCAUCGGAGCCUGCAGGCAGAUGAAGCUCUAGCUGUCAAGGAAGCAGAGGCAGCGAUGCGACCGAGCACAUCCAAGAGCACUCGCCCCCAGCCAGUGUUAGCGACCGGGGUAGAUUCCAGCAGUGAGGAAGAUUCAGACUGAUAUUCUUUAAAGGCAUCGUCUAACAAUGUAAAUCUGAGAUGCAUGGCCCUACGUGUUAUCAGUGUCUGUGAUAUGGUGUAAUAUUGAAGCCCUAAAAAGAAAA